AAAAUUAUAUUGCUGAUUUGAUAUAAUGAUAUAAUUUAGAUUUUGAUAUAAUAAAUAAUAAAUUAUUUAUAUUAAUAUAUUUUUACAUAUAAAAUAUUUAAUGUAUAGGAUAUUCAUUAAUUUUUUAUUCAUUAAUUUUUUUUUAUAUAUUAUAUAGUUGACAAAUAAAUUGUAUAUAUAUAAGAUACAUAAUCUUUAAAUAAACUUACAUGAAAAUAUAGGAUAUUUCAGAAAACUGGAAAAUUAAAUAUUCUUUGUAUUUUUAUGAAUUUAAUUUUAAUAAUUAAACUAAAUAUAAUAUUUUAUUUUAUUUUUUACAUAAUAAAAAAUAUAAUAAAAUUUGUUUUUAUUAAAAAAUGAUAUUUUAGUUUGGCAUAUAAAAUUUUGUUAUAAAACUAUUUAUAUUUAAAAUUAUUAUUAUUAUUAUAAAGUUAAAUUAUGUCGGUGCAUUUUAUAUUUUUUGAUUCAGAAUUUCUAAAUCGGAGAACAAACAAUACUAACAGUAAAGAUCAAUCUAGUAUAAUACAUAUAUCAAUGGUAUGACAAUAUGAUAAAUUACAUAUUGGCAUUAGCAUGUAUAGAUCGAACACAUUAAUUCAUGUGUAGAAUUGUUUUCUAAACUUUUAUAAUAUAAAAUAAAAUAAAAUAAUAUAAAGGGUAAAGAAAAAAUAGAUAAGAUAAGAAUUAACUAUUAGCGCCAUCUUUUGAUUAUAAAAGAUAUAUCUUUAAAAGAAAAAUAAAGCACAAUAAAAAUUGAGAAUUAACGCCAUCUUUUUUAGAAAAAUAUUUUGGCUCUUUCUUUCUAAAAAUAAAUGUAUGAAAUGAAUCGAAUCUAUUAAUCUCGAAUUAAUCGAAAUACUCAUUUCGAUCAAUCGAAGAGAAAUAGCAUGAUAAUAUUUAUUUUAAUAUUUAUGUUAAAAAUUUUCUUUACUUAUUUUUAAGUGACUAAAUAAUAUACCGUAUAAGUGAAUAAAUAAGUAUAAUAAUUAUAUUUAUUAUAUAUAAAAUUUUGUAAAAUGCCGAAGAAAAAAACAGGACAAAGACGUAAAGCUGAAAAACAAAAAUUAAGACAAAAAGAAAUUAGAACUGCGAAAGAUCAAUUAGAUUUAGCUAAAUUUCCUUGUAAUGCAGUAAUGGAAUGUGAUAAAUGUGGUAAAAAACAAAAAAGUAGAGCAUUUUGUUAUUUUUGUCAAACUUUACAACGAUUACCAAUGUGUGCUCAUUGUGGAAAAAUAAAAUGUAUGCUCAAAACUGGAGAUUGUGUUGUUCGUCAUCCUGGAAUAUUUACUAUUGGUUUAGGUAUGGUGGGAGCUAUAUGUGAUCAUUGUGAAGCAUGGGUCUGUCAUGGAAGACGUUGCCUUACAACUCAUGCAUGUAUAUGUCCAUUAAUAGAUGCAAUUUGUCAAGAAUGUGAAAGAGGUGUAUGGGAUCAUGGUGGUAGAAUAUUUCGAUGUUCAUUUUGUAAUUGUUUUCUUUGUGAAGAUGAUCAAUUUGAACAUCAAGCAUCAUGUCAAGUUUUGGAAGCAGAAAGUUUUAAAUGUCAAUCAUGCAAUCGAUUAGGACAAUAUUCUUGUUUAAGAUGUAAAACAUGUUAUUGUGAAGAUCAUAUUCGAAGAAAAGGAUUUAAGUAUGAAAAAAACAAACCAAUUCCUUGUCCUAAAUGUGGCUUCGAAACAUCACAAACAAAAGAUCUUAGUAUGUCAACGAGAAAUCAUAAGUUUGGUAGACAAAGUCAAGGUACAUAUGAAUAUGAUAAUGAAAGUGGAUAUAAUUAUUAUGGAAAUCAAUCUCAAAACUGUAUUCCUGAAAAUUAUACUUAUCAAGAAAAUGAAAGUGAAGAUGACAAUAAUGAAGAUGACGAUGACGACGACGACGACGAUGACGAUGACGACGACGACGAUGACGACGAUGACGACGACGACGACGACGACGACGACGAAGAUAAUGAAAAUGACAACGAUGAUGAUGAAUCAAUAAGUGAAAGUGAACAAAAUUGCAAUAAUAAAUUAUAAUAAAUAGAACAUUAAAUCAAAAUGUUUAACAAAAAUUGAAUUUUGUAAUUAAAUGUAAGAAUGAAAAAAUAAAUAUAUUACAUUGUUAUGCCUUUA
Apis cerana (Asiatic honeybee) is the source of this 2108-nucleotide messenger RNA. RefSeq names its product zinc finger protein 330 homolog Noa36 (gene Noa36). The record is from RefSeq and is a predicted model, not a curated record. NCBI's taxonomy places the organism in Eukaryota, Metazoa, Arthropoda, Insecta, Hymenoptera, Apidae. Gene Ontology annotation, cellular component: nucleus. Gene Ontology annotation, molecular function: zinc ion binding.